UGGGUGGCGCUCUCAGCCCGUUUCCAGUCCGCCGGAAAUGAAACCAACGUGGACUGGGACGUCAUCUCUGUGCGACGCGUGAGGCUCACGAUUUCAACAUGGCGGAAGCUGAACCAAAGAAGGUGAUCAAGCUAGUACCCGAGUAUCUCUUGAAGAAGAGGAAAGCGUACCAGGCCAUCAAAGCCACGCAAGCCAAGCUCGCACUGCUUGAUAAGAGAAAGACAUUUAAAGGCAAACCGCUGAAGUUCAAGCGUUUGGAGGAAUUCUUAAAACAAAGCCACAGGAGCCACGGGGAUGACACGCGCAUCGAGAGAUUACGUCACAGGCCGCCGGCCCCUCUGCCUCCUGCCAAGAGCAAGCUGGCCUUCGCUGUCCGCAUCAGAGAGAUUAAAGGUGUCAGCCCCAAAGUGAUGAAGGUGGUCCAGAUGCUGAGACUUAGGAAGAUUUUCAGUGGGGCCUUUGUCCGAAUAAACAAGACUUCCAUGACCAUGAUGAAGAUAGUGGAGCCCUACGUGGCCUGGGGAUUUCCCAACCUGAAGUCCGUCCGUGAGCUCAUUCUGAAGAGGGGACAGACCAGGGUCGGCAGGAGGAGGGUCCCCCUCACGGACAACACCUUCAUCGAGCAGCACAUGGGUAAACACGGCAUCAUCUGCCUGGAGGACCUCAUACACGAGAUCUACUCUGUCGGCAAGGGCUUCCAGGCCGCCAACAACUUCCUGUUGCCCUUCAGGCUGUCAGUGGCACGCCACGCCGCCAAGGACAAGGCCGGGCUCCUGAAGGACCUGGGGAACCCGGGAUUCCGCAGCACGGACAUUAACUCCAUCAUCCGGCUGCUGAACUGAGGGGGGGGGCAAGCAAGGACGGACACUAUGAGGCUUUUUCCAUGAUGUCUUUGUCAGAGAGGAAUACAUCUUUACAACCAUUGUGGUUACAAGCUGUGAGCAGAAGGACUCAAAAAUAAAAAUGUAGUUGCCAUGACUACAGAGUAAGGGAAGCUGUUUGAUAUUUUGAAUUCUUUUGAGAGGUUAAACCUUUUCUCCAAAAAGUGACCAUUUGUACAGCGGUUGUAAUUCAAGGGUGUGAGCAGGUGAAAGUGUAAAUGUACAUUUCUGUGGGUUCUGUAUGAUUCCUCAGUUUGUCAGAGGAGCGGAUCAACACGUUGCUGCGUACAUUAGGACAGUAAAAUAAUUCAUCCACUACUUUAGUAGUAGUCAGUGUUUAAAAUCAUAGAUCUAUGAUCAAUUGUUCAAGUUUUUACAAUUAAAAAAAGGAUAAAGUACAAAUACAGCA
Molecule: messenger RNA, 1290 nt
Organism: Pungitius pungitius (ninespine stickleback)
Lineage: Eukaryota; Metazoa; Chordata; Actinopteri; Perciformes; Gasterosteidae
Gene: rpl7l1
Product: ribosomal protein L7-like 1
Exons: 6
Coding region: 99-842 (247 amino acids)
Biological process (GO): maturation of LSU-rRNA from tricistronic rRNA transcript (SSU-rRNA, 5.8S rRNA, LSU-rRNA)
Cellular component (GO): cytosolic large ribosomal subunit
Molecular function (GO): RNA binding; structural constituent of ribosome
Source: RefSeq, a predicted model, not a curated record